CAAAAUGCAAGUGUUGGGGGGGCGCUUCCAAAACACGGACAAGGAGAGAGUACAUGUGCAACUUCUCAAGGUAGCGAGAUACAAGGCACGCAUGUACUAUGGACAGCAAGACAAGGUAGACACAACCAUCAAAGCAGACAAACUGCCUGAUGGUGUAAGACUCGGUCUCUCCAGGCGAUAUUAA
Molecule: messenger RNA, 184 nt
Organism: Sphaeroforma arctica JP610
Lineage: Eukaryota; Ichthyosporea; Ichthyophonida
Exons: 1
Source: RefSeq, a predicted model, not a curated record